AACCCAGUGCAACCGGAGACGUGUAGCCUUGCUAGCCCGCUAAUCACAUAAACACUAAAACUGAGCGUCUAUGAUUUUUUCUCCGAAUAAUAAAUAAGUUUAAUUAGCAAGUAAACUUAGAUUUUACUUGAUUUAUUGUAUAGUCACUGAGCUACAUAACUUAUGCCGGGUUGUAUUCCCGGGCGAAAACUGGUCUGAGUUUCAACUCAAGGAUUGGUAAUGGAGGAAUUUGCUGCGCCGACCCCCUUCUCUGCGUGGAAAUGAUUAUAACAGGCUCUGCUACAGCGCAGGGAUACUCUUAAAACACGGAACACAGAACUGGACUUCUGAACGCUCCCAAAUCACACAUACACACACAUACACACACACACACACACACAUUCAAACACAAAAGAACUGUUGAACCCUUUCUUGUGAACUCCUUAUAAAGAAAGUCCUUUUUUAUUUUUUUUGGACGGACAAGGCAGACAAGCGAUCACUACUUUUACUACUUUUUUAUUUUUAUUAUUUCUGCACGUGCACACACACACUAAAAGACCAUCACCAUGCCGAGCUCAACUAUUCGCAGGCAGAUGAAAAAUGUAGUGAACAACUACUCGGAGGCGGAGAAGAAGGUCCGGGAGGCCACCUCCAACGACCCCUGGGGUCCCUCCAGCUCGCUCAUGUCGGAGAUCGCCGACCUCACCUACAACGUGGUGGCCUUCUCCGAGAUCAUGAGCAUGAUCUGGAAGCGCCUCAACGACCACGGCAAGAACUGGCGGCACGUCUACAAGGCGCUCACCCUCCUGGACUACCUGAUCAAGACGGGCUCGGAGCGCGUGGCCCUGCAGUGCAAGGAGAACAUCUUCGCCAUCCAGACGCUCAAGGACUUCCAGUACGUGGACCGCGACGGCAAGGACCAGGGCGUGAACGUGCGGGAGAAGUCCAAGCAGCUGGUGUCGCUGCUGAAGGACGAGGAGCGGCUGAAGGGCGAGCGCUCGCAGGCGCUCAAGACCAAGGAGCGCAUGGCGCAGGUGGCCACCAGUGUGGGGAACAGCGGCAGCAUGGGCUUCGGGCGCGGCUCCAGCCAGCCAAACCUGUCCACCAGCUACUCGGAGGAGUACGGCCGCUCUGAGGGGUCGCCCGCCUCCUACCAUGGAUCGCCAGAGGGACCAGUGGGGACUGAUGAGGAAGCUUCUGCAGCCACGUCCCCUAAUGCGGGCUCGGAGCUGGAACAGGCGCGGCCCCAGACAAGCGGAGAGGAGGAACUCCAGCUGCAGUUGGCCCUGGCGAUGAGCCGAGAGGCAGCCGAACAGGAGGAGCGAAUGCGACGCGGGGAUGACCUGAGGCUGGCGAUGGCAUUGGAGGAGAGCAAGAAAGACAACUCCGGCAAACUGAUUAAGAAAAAGAAAGAGCCCCAGUCGUCUCUGAUGGAUCUGAUGGCCCCUUUGCCGGAGGGGGCUGCCGAUCAGGCAGCUGAUCCCUGGGGACCACCACCAGCAGGAGCAGGAGCAGCUGCAGCGCCAGACCCCUGGCAGGCAUACGGUGCUGCCCCUAAGCCAGCUGCCACUGUGGACCCGUGGAGCCUCUCUGGGCCCGGAGCAGGGGCCUCAGCCUCUGCCUCAGUCACCCCCAUGAAGAGCGCUGACCCCUGGGGGCCAACUGCUGCUCCUGCAGCUGAUCCCUGGUCUACUGCUGGCCCCAAAGCUUCUGCAACAGGAAGCUUCGACCUGUUCAGCACAUCAAACGGUACUUCCAGAGAGGACCUGUCCGAGUUUGACAGUCUCCGCAACUCGGCAGCAGCUGGCGACCGCAAAGGCAGCUAUGGGCUCCCCACAUACACCAGCAUGUCUGGCAGUCCUGACCUGUUUGACAUGCAGUCCGGUGGCGCCCACAUGAGGAAAACCCCCGAGUCCUUCCUGGGCCCCAACGCUGCGCUAGUCAACCUGGACUCUCUGGUGACCAAGCCCCCACAGCUGCCGGCCCCUGGGCCCAAUCCUUUCCUUUUGACAGGAGGUGCUGCCCCAGCCCCUGCUCCUGCACCCCAGAACCCUUUCCAGAUCAACCAGCCGCAGCCCCCCACCCUCAACCAGAUGCGGGUCAGCCCCAUGCCCGGUUUUGGCGGCCUGUCCCAGCGGAGUGCUGACCCCCUGCCCCUCUCCUCCAUGGCUCCUGCUGCAGGCCCCGUCUCCAUGGCGCCCAUGGCCCCACUGGCGCCCAUGGCACCCAUGAUGCCCGCCAUGGGCAUCCCCAGCUCCAUGUCUCUGCCCCAGCCCCUUAUUAGUGGCGGCAUGCAGCCCGCCGGGCCUGCCGCCCAGGCUGGUGGUGGCGCCACCAACCCCUUCCUGUUGUGAGGAACACUCGGAGCUCUGUACGCGCCCCUUGAUUCCCUGACCCAUGACCCCAGACCUCUGUGAACCACACCCUAACCUGCUAAAGCCACCCUUUUACUCUCUCCCCAGCACCCCCUCUGAUAUGGUAUAGACAGCAUAGUCUGUUGCAUCCCCCUGGCCCCAGUUUUCCCCCUCUCUCAGCUCAGUCCAGACCAUUGUGCUAUUUGAAGACUUUUUUUGGAGCAGCAGCACUGGUGUUUACAGUUUUUACACAGGCAGGGGAGCUCUCUCUGUCUGUCAGAAGCAGGUACCAUACAUUGAUUUGGUAUUUCUUUUAUUUUGUUUUGAAUUUCGUUUUUUUUUUUUUUCCUUUUCUAAAUUUUCUCAAACCAUCGAUGAUAACUGUGUAUCUGUAGGUGUUAUUUCUCCCGCCCUCACACACUCUCCCUCUGAAAUGUGCUGCAGCUUUCCGUUAAGCCAGCGUUGAAUUCAAAAGGGGUACAGAUUUUCUUUUCUUUUUUUUUUUCAAAAAAAAUCUUGUUAGAGGGCUUCUUUUUCUUUGUAUAAGAGGCUUUGAAAUUCAAUAAUUAUGUUUUUAAUCGUCGUAUGAAAGCAUUGUAUUCACUAAAGCUAACCCUUUUUAAUCAAAGCAAAACUAUAUAUGUUCUACGUCAGUGCAUAUACACUAUGUGUAUUUACAGGAUACUUAGGUAGACACCGUAUAGAGAAACCCUAUCAGUUUACAGUGGUAUUGAUUUUAAUGUUCUACGCAGGGAUUUUGCACACGCUCUGAUUUAUUUACCCUUUUCCCUCUGAUACACUUUUCAGUUUUUUUUUUGUUGUUGUUGACUGUUGACUCACCAUUAGUCCUUAGCCUGAGGAAAACAAUGAUCAACUUCUUUGUUAGGAUGUGGCACUUGUACCAAGCGUGACUAAAAAUCCCUCGGCACACGCUGUGUGUUCGUUUGAUGAGGACUUGGAGGAAGUGUACGCUAGCAUGAGUUAGCAAGUGGCGUCCAAUAUCCGAAGUGUUGGGGUAUGAACUUCACAGUGAAGUUAAAAUGAGUUCUAUUUUCUUUUCUUUUUUUCCCCCUUUUUUUGAAUGCAUGUUAGGGAAUCGGUUUGCAUAUCCCAACGUGGCUAUACUUUUCUACAAAAAAAAAAGCCUCUGUUUUGCUACUGCUUGCAAUCCCGAGUGAUUGAGAAUGGGGUGAGUGGGUUUCUUUUCGAUUCAGUGCUACCGUAAAGCUCGACUCUUUGCACAGCUUUUGUUUCUACUUUUUUCUUCUCUUAAAAAGGUCGACUGUUUGACAGAGCUAAUCAAUACUAAUUUUUAGUAUUCAACUGCCUAGCUUUUCAUAAGGUGAUCUGUAACAAGUGAGUUAUCAAAAACAUUCUGAAAGGUUUCUUUUCAGUAAUCCUCAUUUUUAUUUAUAUUUCUGGAAAAAAAUAUAUAUUGUUGUCAUAGAAGGAACAAAGGGAAAUAGGGAAAAGCUGGUAUGUGUUAAAAGAAAAAUAUCAUCAGGUCCUAAUUCAUCUUACUCAACAUUAUUAGCCUACUAAUCACUCCUAUCCACUCCUACGGUUUAUGUAGCUGUAACUGUAUUUUGAGAAAGAAAUACAUGAAAUAAAAUGUAACGCUAGUUAGUUCAUGCCAUUACGACAAGAACUGAUUGGGGUGGAAAUCUCUUAAAUCAGUUGACGUGGUCAUCUUGCUGAUGUUUGUUAAGUGUAUGGGCCUUGGGACUUUCCUCUCUUUUAAACCGCUUACAGGAAGAAGAUUGGUAUGAUGAAGAGUUGGUGGGGGGACUCUGUUGAUAGAUUCGAUCGUCUUUUGUCUUUCUUUCUUUUUUUAAGUCAUGCUUUUCUCUUUCCGUUCUGUCAUCUGGUCCAUCAUGAAUUGUAAGUCUUAGAACUACCACCCCCCCCUUUUUUUUGUUUUGUUUUGUUUUGUUUUGUUUGUUUGUUUGUCAUUUCUGUACUGAUAUUUUAUGGGCAGAAGUGGCCCAUGUUUUGAUAUCACCACUUGCUCAUGGGCCAACACCCUUUAUCCUGAGGCUGUUUGUAUUUUGGUGGCUGUGAAAUUGACCUUGGUCACCAAGGCUCCUGUCAUGGGGUCACACUCGCGUGCAGUUAUACCAAAGGGCUUUGACGCUCACUAGCCUAUGUGAGAUGGUCACACCAUACACUAGAUUGCCUUUUGGAGUACAGACGCAGGCCCCAGGGACCUAACUUUUUUUUCCAUUCGGUCACAUAUGAACAGAUAUUUUAAAAAUCAGUUUGGUUUUUAUGUCUCUCCCUUCUCUCAAGAAACACGUCUUUAAUGUUUUUAUUUGACCUGAAAGCAUAACAGACAUUUGUGUUUUUUUUGUUUUUUGUUUUGCUCCGUUUCUCUGUUACAAUGUGUUAAUGAUGCAUUUAGAGAAGUUAUUCCCGUUACACCACUGUGGAAAAACCUACCGAUGCACCAUGUCAGUUUGGCACCUCGUGGCUAUGUAGUGUAAUCUUACAAGCACAACCCUCGCAACGUCUCUUAAGUAUCUGUAAGAAAAAGAAAAUAGCUACCAAAGUCAGAACCGUGAUUUUUAUUUUAAACGAGGUGCUGUAGUCUGAGAAUUUUCUAACUCCUAUGUAGAUGAGACGUUUCAUGGGCCCGAAUGACUUCUCUGAAAAUCACUGCCAAUUUACAACCAGUAACAUUUUUGUUUUCCAUGAAUUGUAAGCUAGUGGCCUCUACUGGAGCCGUCAUGGUAGUGCUGCCCUUAUACAGCUUAGCAAAAAUACUGGGUGUAAUCAUGACAUAGUGGAAGACGCACCAAGGCAUGUUGUUCUCCGGCGCCCCGGGGAAGGUAAGCUCUGUGCGGACAAUACUGUUGAUCCGUGUCGAGCAUAACACACACAGAAACAGAGGUGGACGUCUGACUUCAGAAAGUAAAAGUCCUACCAUGCAUUGGUUCUACUUGUGCACUUAACACAGGAGAUGUAAAAUAAAUAAAUAGGUCCUCUACCUGGAUGAGGGGUUCUGCUAACUAGAAUCAGCUGGUUUAGUGAAUUGUUACAAGAAUGAGGUAGAACCUCUACUUCCUGGAGUCUCAUGUCCACCAUUCCCCCUCAAAGCAAAUUAAUCCCUGCAGAGGAUCGUCCUACAGCUACACAACAGGCUGACUGCACUGUAUUCAAACUAUUGAAAUCUGUCAAUAAUACAUUGUGAUGUGACAUUUUGAUUUCUGCAGCAUUUCCUCUUGAAGUACAAACAAAAAUAUGCAUUGCUCAUCCUGGAACCUCUUGUUUUGGAUGUCUACCUGUGUAUCACUUAUUUCUGUUACAGUGUAUUAAUUAUGCAUUUCUUGUGGUGAACUAACCUUGUGAACAUGCAUAAACACGUUUUAUUUGAUUUUUCUUUCCCCCUUCCAUGUUACUGUGUCUGUAUAUUUACCAAACCGUUUCAUAUUACUGGGAGCAGGCUGCUUUUUUAUGGAUAUGUGCUCGACUUGUUGGCAUUAUAACUGUAUAAUAUAAUUUAUCAUUUGUUCUAUUGUAACAUAUUGUUCUGUACCUUAUUUCUGUGUAAUGGUUUUUGUAGGAAAGUCACAUGGGACGGUGUGAUUUGUUUUAAUGCCAUCUAAAGCGCAGCAAGCGAUCAAGGACCUGUAGCUGCAAUGGUAAAAAUAAAAUGUAUCACUCA
Molecule: messenger RNA, 5997 nt
Organism: Sardina pilchardus (European sardine)
Lineage: Eukaryota; Metazoa; Chordata; Actinopteri; Clupeiformes; Clupeidae
Gene: epn2
Product: epsin 2
Exons: 10
Coding region: 546-2333 (595 amino acids)
Biological process (GO): endocytosis
Cellular component (GO): endosome; clathrin vesicle coat; plasma membrane
Molecular function (GO): clathrin binding; phospholipid binding
Source: RefSeq, a predicted model, not a curated record